Molecule: messenger RNA, 1449 nt
Organism: Pararge aegeria (speckled wood butterfly)
Lineage: Eukaryota; Metazoa; Arthropoda; Insecta; Lepidoptera; Nymphalidae
Gene: Mob4
Product: MOB kinase activator-like 4
Exons: 4
Coding region: 177-854 (225 amino acids)
Cellular component (GO): cytoplasm
Source: RefSeq, a predicted model, not a curated record
UUUGAUCACUGGUUGCUACUCUGCUGUUAUCGAUUUGAUUUUGUUAAUUUCAACUAUAUACCUAUUCUUAUUGUGGGAAAUAUUAGUUAUUUAACGCUAAAUGGACAAUCUAUGCUAUAUCAGGCUAAGGAUCUAAGAAAAACUGUUUAGGAUAAAGUUGGUUGUGUAGCUGUAAAAUGGCUGAUGGGGUCCAAAUCCUCCUUAGGCGUAAUCGCCCUGGCUCAAAAGCAAAGGAUUUUUGUCGCUGGCCUGAUGAGCCAUUUGAAGAAAUGGACAGCACUUUGGCAGUUCAGCAGUUUAUUCAACAGACGAUAAGACGUGAUCCUGCAAACUUAGAAGCAAUUCUCAAAAUGCCUGAGGCUCAGGACGAAGGAGUGUGGAAAUAUGAACAUUUGAGACAGUUUUGCAUGGAGUUAAAUGGCUUAGCUGUAAGAUUACAAAGUGAAUGUAAACCUGAAUUAUGCACUCAGAUGACUGCAACGGAACAAUGGAUAUUCCUUUGUGCUGCACAUAAAACACCUAAAGAAUGUCCUGCUAUUGAUUAUACCAGGCACACUCUGGAUGGAGCUGCCUGUUUACUAAAUAGCAACAAAUAUUUUCCAAGCAGGGUGAGCAUAAAGGAGUCUUCAGUAGCAAAGCUGGGAUCAGUUUGUAGAAGAGUCUACAGAAUCUUUUCUCAUGCAUAUUUUCAUCACCGAGCAAUAUUUGAUUCUUUUGAGAAGGAGACCCAUUUAUGUAAAAGAUUUACAUAUUUUGUGACAAAAUACUCUAUAAUAUCAAAGGAAAUUUUAAUACUGCCAAAGUUGGAUGAUGAAACACCUAUAACCCAACCUGUAGGCGAAUCGGAAGCUUGAUUCAGCAAUACUAAUUUCCUGUACUUCCCUAGCAUACGCCCAGUAUUGACUAGUCUGAUUAUUUAUUCUAAACCUAUAUUAGACAAGCUAGUAAGUUUUUACACAGCAAUUACUAUCUAACCUUACAAUUACCUGUAAUAGGUAAACCAGGUUCAGGUUUAGAAUAUUUUUUUAACUAAGGUUAUAUUAUUGUCUUGGAGCUAAAUUUGCACUACUGGCAACUGUCAUCAUCCCAUUACCAACAAGAAGAUAAAUUGCAAUAAAAAACAAGUUAUGAAUGCAGUUUUAGGCUUGUUGUACUAUGUAUUAAGCCAAUAUUGCAAUGUGCUCAUAAAUCACUAUAAGGCACUAAGAGUGAUUUUUUAUAUUGGAAUCAAAAUGCAUUCAUAAAAUGUUUUUUUUUUCAAUUAUGUUGCUGAAUUUGAUAUUAUAUUACACAGUCCAAUGGUAAUAACCCCAAUAUUUUUAAUGUGACAAGAUAAUACCUUUUGAGAGAUCUGUUUAACACACUUUUUUAAUAUUCAGUCCUAUUUGUUAUAAAUAGUAAUUAAGUAUAAUAAUGGAACUUAAAUAAACUAUGUGUUCUGACUCUAAA